AUGAAUCGCACCCUCUCGUCACCAAAUUCUGGUGAAGCCGAUUUUAGCCGCCCUAAUUAUGCUGAGAAAUACGAUUCAAGUUUCGCAGCGCACUUUUCAACCCCCGGGUUCGUGCCCAUAUCUUAUUCUCAGCAUUAUCCCUAUGAAGUUGAUGUCAAGACUGAACGGCAAACUUUUGUUAACGAUGUACCUCUGAGACAUGAUUCUUCGAUCUCAACCUUCAAUGCGAUGGGCCCGCCGCAACUUAACGCCACACUUCCCACUUUCCAGUCAGAUGAGUGGUUUCAAGAGGAGUGUUUCGAAUCUUCGAGCCAGUUUUCCCAAGCCAAUACAGCCCUGGGGACCCCAAACAUUGGACAAUCUCAAGCCUCCUUACAAGCCAAUAUCCCCGUCGAUGACUAUGACCGGCCACUCUUGGAUCACUUUGUGGACAACGUCUUGCGUAUGAUUUUCCCAAUCCUGGAAGUCCACCAACGCGGUUCUGCACGGGCUAGAUCUGUGCUUCAGUCUCUUGAAACAAACAAGUCAUACUUCCACUGUUGUCUUAGCGUUGCUGCAAUUCACCUCAAGACAACAAGUAGAUUGAACGGUGAACAAAUUGACCACGAUAUUAUGCGCCAUCGCUAUGAAGCAAUUUCUGAAUUGUGCCAAGCACUGAACAAGGAUGCCGACCACGAGCAUAUUCUAGAUGCAACACUUGCCAUGAUCUUUUUCCAUUGUUCAGUUGGCGCGCCUGAUGAUUAUCUCCCGGAUAUUCCCUGGAAUGAUCAUUUCCAAGCCGUGUCAAACUUGGUUAACAAACUGGAUCUGACCAAUAAAGUGAUCAGCUGUGGUCCCAUGUACACAGUUCCCCCGUUCAGCAUGUCAUUGACAUCCUGGAUUGACAUUUUGGGCGCUACAAUGCUUGGUAAAACACCUCAGUUUGCACAUUCUUAUCGCUCCAAGCACCUGAGUGGAACAUCUUCUGGCCUCCGAGAGCUCAUGGGCUGCGAUGACCGUGUCAUGUAUCUCAUCUCUGAGAUCGCCUGUCUCGAAUCGCUCAAGAUAGAGGGUCGCAUUGACUCCAUCACUGUCUGCACACAUGUUUCCGCUUUGGGCAGUCAAUUGGAAUACACAGAAGAUGCCGAUUCAACAUAUAAAAGCCCCUACUCUCCAGGAACUGGAGCAAUUCGUCCAGAGACAUUGACUAAGACUAUGACUGCCAUCUUUCGGAUUGCCGCUCGAAUCUACCUAUGUAGCCUUAUUCCCGGUGCCGACCGCAAUCAGACCAGCACUGUCAACCUUGUCAACGCACUGACAGAGGCUAUGUCAUACAUUCCAGCAGGAGCAUUUGGGUUUGAUCGCUCGCUUGUUUGGCCAUUCCUCAUUGCCGGUGCCUUCUCUACUCCCUCCAGUCCAUUCAGACAGGCCCUGGAUGACCGAAUCACGGCCUUGGGAGAUCUGGCUGAUUUGGGAAGUAUCGGUCGCAUGUAUCAAUUACUGAAUGAGUACUGGCGGUUGACAGAUGAUCCCGUCGGUUCAGCUUUCCCUUCGGGAGAGGCCGAGCUUGAGACAGGAUAUCAAUCCAUGGAGGCAAGGCCGGAUUCUGUCCCAUCUGCUCCCCUCUUGUCUCCUGGAAUGCGGGAAAUCAAGAGGCAACAUGUUCACUGGCGAGAUGUGAUGAACAGAAACGGCUGGCGCUACCUUCUCAUUUAA
Molecule: messenger RNA, 1695 nt
Organism: Penicillium paradoxum
Lineage: Eukaryota; Fungi; Ascomycota; Eurotiomycetes; Eurotiales; Aspergillaceae
Product: fungal specific transcription factor domain-containing protein
Exons: 1
Coding region: 1-1695 (564 amino acids)
Biological process (GO): positive regulation of transcription by RNA polymerase II
Cellular component (GO): nucleus
Molecular function (GO): DNA-binding transcription factor activity; transcription cis-regulatory region binding
Source: RefSeq, a predicted model, not a curated record